This is a messenger RNA of Populus nigra (black poplar), 870 nucleotides long. Its product is annotated as glutaredoxin-C9-like. Bases 91 to 552 code for a protein of 153 amino acids. NCBI's taxonomy places the organism in Eukaryota, Viridiplantae, Streptophyta, Magnoliopsida, Malpighiales, Salicaceae. The record is from RefSeq and is a predicted model, not a curated record. The transcript has a single exon.
UAUAUACCCUUCUCUUCUCGCCAUUUCUAGGCACCUUAGCUCAACAUACACAAAACCUUCUCCUCUCUCUGUCUCUCUGUGUCUUUAACCAUGCAGCAGGCAAUACCUUACAAGUCAUGGCCACCUUUAUACACCAACAACAAGCCUCUAAUAAGCCCUUUCCAACUUAUUGCCCGCCACAACAAUGGUGGGGUGGUUGCAACUCAAGAAGUGCUAAAAGGGUCAGGAAAUAUGAGCAAGAUGGUGCAAGAAAAUGCAAUCAUAGUGUUUGCUAGACGUGGAUGCUGCAUGAGCCUUGUAGCGAAACGUUUGCUUCUAGGGCUUGGUGUGAAUCCAGCAGUUUAUGAGAUUGAUGAGGCUGAUGAGAUUAGUGUCUUAGAAGAAUUGGAAAUGAUCUGCAAUGAUGGUGGAAAGGGGAGUAAGAAGAAAGUACAGUUUCCUGCUCUUUUUAUUGGUGGAAAGUUGUUUGGUGGAUUGGAUAAACUUAUGGCUGCUCAUAUUUCUGGAGAAUUGGUUCCUAUUUUGAAAGAAGCUGGAGCCUUAUGGCUUUGAUUUUUCUGCAAUUUUGUGCUUGUCUAGCAAACUAAUUGAUUUCCUUUUCUUUUUUUUUUUUUUUAUCUUUUUCUUCUUCUUUUUCUUUUUUCCUGUUUUAGAUUUGAGAUUAUAAUUUUGUUAUAGAAAGAAAGAAAUACACAGUGGAUUUUAUUUUUUUUUUGCUGUUUUCUUCUCCUUCCAAUGAUUUGUGGAACUUUAAGGAGAUUGGAAGAUCAAGUUCUACUUCUCUCUAUUUGUUAUGCCAGCCUGACUUCUGCUCUGGCAAUUUUUUGUCUUUCAUAAUGUAAUGGAGGCAAAAUGCUACAGAACUUGUCA